UAUUCGUAAUUUUUAUCUACAUUCAGUAAAUAAGAACAGGUUUUGAUGAUGUCAUAUUCGAUUUUGUAAUCCAAGCAUAGUACUCGAGGUUGGUGGCAGAUGGCGUUGCGCAAUGACUCAACAGGUGAAAAUUUCUAUGAACUGUUUGUCAAACUCACUCGACUUUUUGCGGCUCUUUAAUGUUCGAUUAUUUUACUCCACGAUAUUUUAAUACGAAAGUUUUCCAUUAAGAAAAUAGUAAUAAUAAAUUAAUAAAAAAAGUUAUUGAGUUUGUUUUUAAAACGACCUCACUUCCGGUCGAAGUAACGAAUCCGGUUGUCAAGGUACGGUAUAGAAUUAUUUUAUGAAGAAAAGUUUUCUUCGUUUAUUUGUGCAUUGUGAUUUGAAUCUGGAAAGAUAAAUGCUAUGAAGUUAUACAUAUCUAUAAAGAAAUUAAUUUGCAUCUUGAGCGUUUUUCCCAUCUUAUAUUUAUGUUCCGCAGAACUUAGAAGAACAUUUACAAGUGAAAAAGGCGAGUCGUUUUCGAAGCUUCUUAUUCAUAAAGAUUCAGUGUAUGUCAGUGGUAAUAAUGAGAUUUAUAAAUUGAAUUCGGAUCUUGAGAAAACACAAAAGUUGGAAGGCAGACCCUGCCAAGAACAAACGAGCGACGAAAGAAAUGACAUUACAGUUUUGCUAAUGUACAAGUACACCAAAUCUGAUUUACUAUUGAGUUGCGGCACGGCUUGCAGAGGAAGAUGCAAAUUACAUUUGGAGACAGAUAUAGUGAAAUAUAGAUGGAUCGGAGAUUUCAACGAUAAUCUAAGUUAUGUGGCAAGUCGCGAUUCAACCGUAGCAUAUUUUGCUCCGGGACCUUUUAAUCUCAACUCUCUCUACGUCGCAUCCACAUACGAUAACAGACCUUUAGACCAGUCUCCAGUUUCUGUAUCAAGUAAAGCGAUAAAUUUUACACGAAAUACAACGCAGAGUUUUACUUUCGUUUAUUCGUAUCAUUCGGAAUUACAAUCGACAUCAGUCGAUUUUCAUCAAUCGUAUAAGAAAAGAUAUAUAGUGAAUUAUGUCUACGGCUUUAGUUACGAAGGUUACAGUUACUUUUUAACUCGUCAAAAAGUAAGUUUGGAAUCGCAAAGAUACGAAACGAGGUUGGUUCGAGUAUGUCAGAAAGAUACUGCAUUCUUUUCCUAUACAGAAGUUCCUUUAAGUUGUCAUAAAGGAUUGGAUAAAUAUAAUUUAGCUACGACUGCAUAUUUAGGAAAUGUCAGCAAAUCUCUCAAGAAAAGAAUGAAUUUAAAUCAAACGAAAGAUGUCCUUUUUAUAGUUUUUGCUGCUACUAUUAGUGAUCACGAGAACAUGAUUGACAGAAACAAAGGAUCGGUUAUUUGUUCGUUUCCGAUGUCACAAGUCGUCGGAUUUUUCAAAACCGCCGUGGAGAAAUGUUUUAAAGGAGAACCCAGAACUCAUUUGUUAAAAGUAAUUACCGGUAAUCAUAUCGACUGUAAAAAACAGGAUAUAGAUAUUAAAGACGAUUUUUGUGGAUCACAGUUGAAUCAUUAUAUAGAAGGAAUGGAAGCAAUUCCUGGAGGAUUUAGAACUCAUGUUAAUAAACAUGUAACAUCUCUGGCUAUCACCUUACAAAAAGAAGAAACUGUUGCGGUUCUAGGUUCUGAUGAUGGUUAUGUUAUAAAGGUAAUAUUAGAAAGAAGAAAAGAUCAACCACUUUUCACAAUACUUCUCGCAGACGACGAUCAACUUGACAAAGAAAUUAAACCAUCCAAUGCAUUUGAUGAGAAACAUGAAAAUAUUUAUUUACUUGUAGGAAAUAAGGUAAUAUUAGAAAGAAGAAAAGAUCAACCACUUUUCACGAUACUUCUCGCAGACGACGAUCAAGUUGACAAAGAAAUUAAACCAUCCAAUGCAUUUGAUGAGAAACAUGAAAAUAUUUAUUUACUUGUAGGAAAUAAGGUAGUAAAAUAUCCCAUUAGCUCCUGCACUGUAUAUACAAAAUGUGGUUCGUGUCUUAGUACAGAUGAUCCUCUACAUUGCGGAUGGUGCGGUUCUUACUGCGCUCAUGUUGACGAAUGCGAAACACCACCAAUUAACACGUCUACUUGUCCUCCUUUCAUUGACAAAGUUUCUCCGUUAAUGGGCCCAAUUCAAGGUGGAACACUGAUAACUAUCGAAGGUGAUAACUUUAGUACUUCUCAAAGUAAAGCUAAUGUCUAUAUAAAUAUAGCAGUAGCUGGUGUUCCAUGUGAAAUUGUAUCUUGGGAGUACACAAGGUUUGUAUUUGCUGGUCAAAAAAAAUUUUUUCUUGGAUAUGUCCAAUUUGUAGAUAUGGAAAAAGAAAAUAUCAACAAAUUAUUAUAUAUUCUUAUACCUGUGAUAGUUGUUUUAAUAAUAGUAACAGGUUUAAUAGUUAAACUUAUUCAUAGAAAAUUAUCUCAGAAGGCUCUGCAUUCAGAUUUAAUAGUAUCAUAUACAAGUGAAUCAGAUUCUCGACAAGGUAGUUGCAGAAGACGACAAGAAGCAAAUGGUAGGUUCAAAGCAGUUUUUUUUUGUGUAUUUGCUGGUCAAAAAAAAUUUUUUCUUGGAUAUGUCCAAUUUGUAGAUAUGGAAAAAGAAAAUAUCAACAAAUUAUUAUAUAUUCUUAUACCUGUGAUAGUUGUUUUAAUAAUAGUAACAGGUUUAAUAGUUAAACUUAUUCAUAGAAAAUUAUCUCAGAAGGCUCUGCAUUCAGAUUUAAUAGUAUCAUAUACAAGUGAAUCAGAUUCUCGACAAGGUAGUUGCAGAAGACGACAAGAAGCAAAUGAUUAUCUAGAUAUGCGAGGAAGGAAUCAAUCAUCAUCAACUCCUGUCUCUCCAAACUCACCUUUAAGUUAUCAAGUUGAUGAUGAAACUGUAUCUGAAAAUGAAAUUAAAUGUACAUCAGGUCCAUCGAAUAUAAAGUCUGAAAACUUAGUGAAAGUAAUUAUUGAUGAUGCAGAAUUAGAACCAUCACAGCUGAGUUUUUAUGAUGACAAUAGGCAGCAAUUUAAUGGUCUGACAUAUAGAUACACAGAAGAUCCAAUUAUUAUUGACAUAAAACCACAUGUUGCCACAAUUAGUGGAGGGACCAAUAUAACAGUUGUAGGAAGAAAUCUGCACAGUGUAGCUUAUGCUAAGAUGAUAGUAAAAGCUGUUUUCACUGCUAGUGGUGAACAAAUAAAUUUUAUUCAGAAUUGUUCUAUAAAUCGAUCCACUGGGAAACAAAUGACUUGUCCAGUACCUCCUUUAAAACAUGAAAGAUUACGUUUUCAAGCUGAUACUAUUGCUCCUGUAGUUACACAUAUGGCUUUUUUGAUGGAUGGUGUUACUCAAUUAAGAGAGUUGCCUUUAAAUANGAAAUCAAAUUUAUAUUCGAGAAUUAAAUAUUUUUAUUAUAUUUUUUUAGAUUAUCUAGAUAUGCGAGGAAGGAAUCAAUCAUCAUCAACUCCUGUCUCUCCAAACUCACCUUUAAGUUAUCAAGUUGAUGAUGAAACUGUACGUUUAUUACAUGCAGAAAACAUAUUUGUCAUAAGGGAUUAUUUGAGUUUGGGAAAUGUUAUUGGACANAUAGAUGCUUCAAAUGGUGAAGAUGAUGUUAAGUCAUUUCUUCAGGAAGGAUUAAUGAUGAAAGAUUUUCAUCAUCAUAAUGUAUUAACUCUCAUUGGAGUUUGCUUUGAAGCAGAAGGCACUCCAAUGGUUAUUAUUCCGUACAUGAAAUUUGGAGAUUUACUCUCAUAUAUUCGUAAUGAGAACCAUUCACCCACUGUAAAAGAUUUAUUGCAAUAUGGCAUUCAAAUUGCAUCUGGAAUGAAGUAUCUCUCUGAUCUUAAAUUUGUCCAUAGAGAUUUAGCUGCAAGGAAUUGCAUGUUGGAUGAAGAUCAUACAGUUAAAGUAGCUGAUUUUGGUUUGUCAAGAGACAUAUAUGAAAGAGAUUAUUACAGCAGUGAUAACAAAAAAACUAAAUUGCCUGUUAAAUGGAUGGCACCAGAAAGUUUAGAAAAAGGAACUUAUAAUACUAAAACUGAUGUGUGGUCCUUUGGUGUGGUAUUAUGGGAGUUAAUGACUCGUGGUGUUACGCCGUAUCCAGAUGUUGAUAACUGGGAUAUAUUACAUUAUCUAAAAAAAGGACGUCGAAUGCCACAACCUUCUUAUUGUCCAGACAUGUUAUAUAAUAUCAUGUUACGGUGUUGGUCUGAAGACCCAAAGAAGAGGCCUUCAUUUACAGACUUAGAAUCAGAUGUUCAAAGUGUAAUUACCAAGUUAGAACAGAAAAGCAAGCAAAAACGGGUUGGUCUUAAUGUUACAUAUGUGAAUUAUCCUUCUUCAAUGGCAGAUGUGGAAGCUACUGGAAAUAUAUUUUGAAAAACUUCUGUACUUGAAUCAAAGAUGGUACAUGCAUAAACAAAGUUGUUUCUAUUCUACAAUAUAUUUAAGUACAACAAACUUCAAGCGUUUGGAGAGAUAUAAAGAUAUAAUUACACAUGACAUAUUACUGAAGUGUGUUGCCACUAAGGUCACUGUCUCUACAGAAAGCUCCAUAAAAUGUCAUGACAAGUAUCACCACUCAAUAGAACAAAAGUCUGCAACAAAUAUAUAUCAAUGCCUUUGAAAUUGUGAUAAGAACACAGAUUAAUAUGUAUCUAUCACAUAACUUAAGGAUACCAUUUUUUAUUUUUGAGAAAUUUACAUUUUUCCAUUUCCAUCAACUACCCUGUGUUUCCUAGUGUGUGAAGGAAACAAUGAAAUACAAAGGUUUUGUGACAUAUUUUAGUGCCUUUGGAAUUGUGAUAAGUACAUAUAUAUUAUAUAUAAUAUGUACUGUUUUUAAUCAUUAUGUACUAUUUACAAAUAUUUUUGUAAAAUGUUAUAACUAGUCAUUUUUUAAACAUAGAUUUAUUGCCAUCUUAAAAGAAUAUAUUAGGAAGAAAUAUUUAUAAUGUGCUACUCAUUUAUGAGGAAAAGUCACAAAUUUCAGAGAGCAAUAUUUAUUUCAAAAUGUUUGUUUGCUUUCAAGUGUAUAUAGUGAAAAAAAGACUGAGUUUGUUUGAAAUUUAUAUUUGAACAAUAUGUGUUUAUGUGAAUAAGAAACUUUGAAAGGAUAUGUUCUUUUCUCACAAACAUCUUUUAAAGAAUUCAUUUUAGGACAUUUUGAUCCCAUUAAUCAUCCUGUACAUAUGUUUUUUAAAAGUUUAUAAACUGAUUUUAAAAAUAAUGA
Molecule: messenger RNA, 5236 nt
Organism: Centruroides sculpturatus (bark scorpion)
Lineage: Eukaryota; Metazoa; Arthropoda; Arachnida; Scorpiones; Buthidae
Exons: 19
Coding region: 406-4383 (1325 amino acids)
Biological process (GO): multicellular organism development; cell surface receptor protein tyrosine kinase signaling pathway; protein phosphorylation
Cellular component (GO): signaling receptor complex
Molecular function (GO): protein binding; transmembrane receptor protein tyrosine kinase activity; ATP binding
Source: RefSeq, a predicted model, not a curated record